Messenger RNA from Thermothelomyces thermophilus ATCC 42464, 1900 nucleotides. RefSeq lists its product as uncharacterized. The record is from RefSeq and is a predicted model, not a curated record. Lineage: Eukaryota; Fungi; Ascomycota; Sordariomycetes; Sordariales; Chaetomiaceae. The coding region runs from base 290 to 1792 and encodes 500 amino acids. The transcript has a single exon.
GAACGCCCUAUCCAACUAUCAUCAGCAGCACAUUUCUCCGUCCAGACUCUCCAUGUAAAAGUUCCCACUAAGCGAUGUGAAAUUGCUUUUAACUGCCGCGCUGCCACCUCGGCCGCUGCAUCGCGGUCCCUCAAGUUUCCCAGCGCGCAACUAACGAGGAACUGCAAUCCAGGGCAACUCGCAUUCACCUUCAUUUUUCCGGGCUCUGGCGCCGACUAGGUCAAGGAACUUUCGGUGUUAUAUCUACAGGCCCGGCGAAGGAGAAGGACAAGGAAAAUUAAGCGGCAAGAUGUCUGUCCAGGGAACAACGGUGGGAGCACUCCCACCAGAACUGCUACGCCAGGUGUUCGAUGCGCUCGACCACGCCGCGCCCUCCGAGCAUCGGCUGAACGAUCAGCCGGACUGCAGAAUGCUUUGUGACCCCAACUGUCCGCUCAAGAAGGCCUCCCUUGUCAACAGGAAAUGGCGUGCAGUUGUUCUGCCUCUGCUCUUCCGCCACGUCGUCUGGCGCCUGGCGUCCUGCGACCAACUUCUCAGUCGACCCAACGAGAUCUCGGAGUCACAGUCGGACGACCCCUCCGAGAGCAUUUCCAUCCUGGCGUUCUUGCGCGCCAAUAAUCUAGCGCGCCAUGUUCGCUCACUCACCAUUGUUGUGUGUCGCGAGGAAGCACUCCCUUCUGCGACAACCACUGACCGAAGGAGUGGCUCUCGAAUCAGCAGCAGUCUGGAGGAAUGGAAGCAAGCAAGAUGGAACUCGAUCAGCGACACCCAUGCGCAAUAUGCCGCCCAGAUCAGCUCCGCCACGGUCUACAACGGGGAUAACAACUGGCUCUGGCGUAUGCUGUUUGGCAUCAUGAACCCUUUGAGGCUGACCCUCAUCGCCUCUCCUCAGACACUGGCUCGGCUACUCUCGUGCAUGGUAUAUGUCGGAGACGCCGACUUCUUCUCCACCGAGGAGCGCCUGCAUAUCUUGUCCUUGUCGAUGGACGGUUCUUCAAGGAGCUCGCCGCCGCCUCUCCUUGUUCGGUCCGAGGGAGCUCGUCCGGCUGCUCCCACAGCUUCACGCAAAUGCUCCACGGAGCGCGACUACGUCCGGACGGAACUGUUUACGAUCAGACCUUGGACCCACCUGCUCCUGAACGAGAACUCCUCCAUCCGCGUCUACAGGACAUAUCACUUCUUCGACCGACGUCCUCCCUCCAUCCUAGGGUCGUUGCUCGGCUGUGAGGAGGCCCCCCUCAACGUUAUGAUGGUUCCCCCCACGGUCACCUCCCUCUCGUACAUUGCCAUUUUCCCGGUUGCCACACAUUUUCGAAUGCUCGUGGAUCGGUUGCCGCGCAUCGACAGCUUGUACCUCCAGCUCGUACCCCGCAAUGACAUUCUGCUCGACGAGAAAGAAAUGGACCAUGUCAAUGCAUCGGACUUGUGGCUGGAGCGAAAUAGCUGCUACAAGUUAGCCAUGCAAAAUAUGCUGCUUUCUGCGGCUGCCCCCUUACCACCGAACAACGUCAACGAUAACAACACGAACGUCGCUGACGAUCACGACCAAGAUAGCGAGGUCGAUGCGUCUCAUACCGGACCCCAUGAGCAUGUAAUCAUGGAGGAGGGCCCGGCCCAGGGCGGAGUACACAAUUGGCAGUAUCUUCGCAGAUUCGAAACCGGAGACUCAUCAGACCGAGAGGCGUGGUUGGACGCUGUCGAAUGGGUGGAAGAGAGCCAGACCGGGUGGCAUGUCGAGGCCGAAGGUGUCCUCGUUAGGGAACCCGGUUCUGACGGGGCUCGAGGAAGCUGAGGGCGGGACCAACCCUUUUGUUCCCAGUCGAGAUAAAGCUUCCUGUAGCGUCCUCAUCAAACUGUUCAUGCCGUUCGUCCACUUGGAUAUUCAACAGCCACGGCGAAA